CGUCCGACGUGGACCCGGAACCAACCGGGAAAUGCCCGCGUCUUCCAGAUUCCACACCUCCGCCACGUGCUCCCUCGCCUCCGCCUCCUCCCGUUCCCCUCCUCGGCGCCGCCGCCACGCCGCCUCCCUCAUGGGCCAGUCGCCGAGCGCACCCCCGGGGCGCAGCGGCAACCGGAGCCGGAGCAGCUCGCGGUGGCAGCAGCCCGGGCUCGGGCUCGACCUUGGGUUCCUGCUCGGCCGCAAGCCUCGGCCUGGGGACGAGAGGCCGGACCUCGCGAACUGGAUGAGGUGCUUCCUGUCGCAGCAUCUACCGCCCCCGACCGCGGAGGCGGAGGCUGAGGCCGAGGGGAAGGCCGCCGGGAGCUGCGAGGAAGAAGAGGUCGGUGGCGAGGGGGCAGACCACCUCGUCGUCAUGGUAAACGGGCUGUACGGGAGUUCGGCGGACUGGAAGUUUGCAGCGGAGCAGUUCGUGAACAGGUUGCCGGGGAAAGUCUUUGUGCAUCGUAGUCAGAGCAAUCAUUCAAAAUUAACAUAUGAUGGAGUUGAUUUGAUGGGUGAAAGGCUAGCUGAGGAGGUUCGACAAGUUGUUCAGAGAAGAAGAAACUUGAGGAAGAUAUCUUUUGUUGCUCAUUCCCUUGGUGGUUUAGUAACAAGAUGUGCAAUCGGAAAACUUUAUGAACCCACGACCAAUGAAACCUUUUCUCUUGAUACUGAUAAGCUUAAUGAUGAACAAAAAAUACCUGGUGCUGGUAAAAUAGCUGGUUUAGAACCAAUAAAUUUUAUCACGUCUGCUACGCCACACUUGGGCUCAAGAUGGAAUAAACAACUUCCCUUUCUUUUCGGCGUCCCACUUUUCGAGAGAACUGUUGCCGGAACUGCACAUUUUAUAGUGGGAAGAACUGGUAAACAUUUAUUCCUUACAGAUAGGGAUGAUGGGAAGCCUCCGCUUCUAGUUCGGAUGGUUGAAGACUGUGAUGAUGGGAAAUUCAUGUAUUGAUCCAGUUACUGUCCCAAGUGACAUCAAUCUCUAUACUUCAUACGCUGGCUUCAAACAUCUUUAUCACUCUGUUACUGUAUGCAGGUCGCUUUGCGCUCUUUUAAGCGUCGGGUUGCCUAUGCUAAUGUAACAUAUGAUCAUAUAGUUGGUUGGAGAACAUCGUCAAUUCGGCGUGAGCAUGAAUUGCCAAAGUAAACCAGCACUCCUAUUUACUAAGAGAAAAUGGAAGUUUUCCUGU
Messenger RNA from Panicum virgatum (switchgrass), 1235 nucleotides. RefSeq lists its product as uncharacterized. The record is from RefSeq and is a predicted model, not a curated record. The transcript is spliced from 6 exons. NCBI's taxonomy places the organism in Eukaryota, Viridiplantae, Streptophyta, Magnoliopsida, Poales, Poaceae. Bases 32 to 997 code for a protein of 321 amino acids.